Molecule: messenger RNA, 1078 nt
Organism: Aspergillus aculeatus ATCC 16872
Lineage: Eukaryota; Fungi; Ascomycota; Eurotiomycetes; Eurotiales; Aspergillaceae
Gene: tif1
Product: putative eukaryotic translation initiation factor 4
Exons: 6
Biological process (GO): cytoplasmic translational initiation
Cellular component (GO): cytoplasmic stress granule
Molecular function (GO): ATP binding; translation initiation factor activity; RNA helicase activity
Source: RefSeq, a predicted model, not a curated record
GUGAUAUUUUUUUUUCCAACUUCAAAAGUUGUGAUCUCGUUUUAUUUCCCAAACCCCACCGUCUUUUUCGAUCACAGCACAACGCUUGUGAUCACUCCCUUACAACAACACCGCAAUCAUGGCUUCUAACGACAAGGGUUUGGAGGAGAUCCCCGAGGGACAGAUCGAGUCUAACUACGAUGAGAUCACCGACUCCUUCGACUCCAUGGACCUCAAGCCCGAGCUCCUUCGCGGUAUCUACGCUUACGGUUUCGAGCGUCCCUCUGCUAUCCAGCAGCGUGCCAUCAUCCCCAUCAUCAAGGGUAACGAUGUCAUUGCUCAGGCCCAGUCCGGUACUGGAAAGACUGCCACUUUCUCCAUCUCCGCUCUCCAGAAGAUCGACCACAACCUCAAGGCCUGCCAGGCCCUGAUUGUCGCUCCCACCCGUGAGUUGGCUCAGCAGAUCCAGAAGGUCGUCAUCGCCAUCGGUGACUUCAUGAACAUUGAGUGCCACGCCUGUAUUGGUGGUACCAACGUCCGUGACGACAUGACCGCUCUCCGCAACGGCCCCCAGGUCGUUGUCGGUACUCCCGGUCGUAUCCACGAUAUGAUCCAGCGCCACGUCCUCAAGACCGACCAGAUGAAGCUGUUCAUCCUCGACGAGGCCGAUGAGAUGCUUUCUCGUGGUUUCACUGAGCAGAUCUACGACAUCUUCCAGCUCCUUCCCCAGUCCACCCAGGUCACCCUGCUCUCUGCCACCAUGCCCCAGGAUGUCCUUGAGGUCACCACCAAGUUCAUGCGUGACCCCGUCCGUAUCCUGGUCAAGAAGCAGGAACUUACCCUCGAAGGUAUCAAGCAGUUCUACAUUGCCGUUGAGAAGGAGGAGUGGAAGCUCGACACCCUCUCCGACUUGUACGAGACUGUCACCAUCACCCAGGCCGUCAUCUUCUGCAACACCCGCCGCAAGGUCGACUGGCUCACCGACAAGCUCACUGCCCGUGACUUCACUGUCUCCGCCAUGCACGGUGACAUGGAGCAGGGCCAGCGUGAUGUUAUCAUGAAGGAGUUCCGUUCCGGAUCUUCCCGUGUCCUGAUCGCC